AUGGCUGAAGCCGAAGAGGACUUCAGCUCGCUCCCGCUCCCCGAUCGCUUCGUCCACAAGAACUGGAAAGUCAGAAAAGAGGGCUACGAAGCCGCCGCAAAAGAGUUCGACCUCGCCACCAGCGAAUCGAAUCCGGUCGUGCGCCAGUUCAUACAAGACUCGGGCAUAUGGAAAGGCGUAGUAGGCGACUCGAACGUCGCGGCACAGCAGGAGGGCUUAAAGGCACUAUGCUCCUUUCUCCAGAUCGCAGGCACACAGGGCUGCACACGGACGCGGAAUUACACAAUCGCUACAAUCGCCGAAAAGGGCCUUCCGUCGACGCGACCGGCCGCGAAGCAGAAUGCCCUCGAGGCAUUGAUGCUGUACGUUGAAACCGAUAAGCCGGACCCGGUAAUCGAAGAGCUACUGCCUAUUCUCUCCCACAAGCAGCCCAAGGUCAUUGCGGCAACGCUAGACGCCCUGACGCAGAUAUAUCAUGCAUACGGCUGCAAGACUGUCGAGCCGAAGCCUGUUCUCAAGGCGCUUCCCAAGGUCUACGGCCACGCAGAUAAAAACGUCCGAGCAAAGGCACAGGAAUUGACCGUCGAGUUUUACCGAUGGCUAAAAGACGCGAUGAAACCCCUGUUCUGGGGCGACCUCAAGCCUGUCCAGCAGCAAGAUCUCGACAAGCUCUUCGAAAAGGUCAGGGACGAGCCCCCACCAAAGCAAGAGAGGUUGCUUCGCUCCCAGCAAGCCGCCAAGGAAGCUGCUGCAGCUGCUCCCACCGUGGUAGAAGACUAUGCCGAAGAGGAGGAAGAUGUGGUAAUCGACCUUGAACCCGAGUUCGAGCCUGUUGACGUCCUUUCCAAGAUUCCAAAAGAUUUCGGCGAGCGACUCGCUUCGUCAAAAUGGAAAGAUCGAAAAGAAGCCCUGGACGAGGUCCAAAAGCUGCUCAAUGUCCCCAGGAUCGCCGAAGGGUCGUUCGACGACUUGAUCCGCGGAUUUGCCAAGUGCAUGAAGGACGCCAAUAUUGCCGUUGUAACUCUUGCCGCAAAUUGCGUCGAGCUUCUCGCCAAGGGCCUAAAGAGGAGCUUUGCCAAAUACCGAUCGACUAUUAUGAAUCCGAUGAUGGAGCGCCUGAAAGAGAAGAAACAAUCUGUUACCGAUGCCAUUGGAGCUGCUCUGGACGCCGUGUUCGCUUCUACCCACCUCCAGGACUGCAUGGAGGAAAUCCUAGAGUUUCUAAAGCACAAGAAUCCGCAAGUCAAGCUAGAGUCGACACGCUUCCUCAUUCGAUGCCUAAAGACGUCCAGGGAAGCCCCAUCUCCCGCAGAGGCCAAGACGAUAGCCGAGGUUGCGACCAAAUUGCUGACAGAGUCACAAGAAGUGCAGCGAUCUGCUGGUGCAGAGGUCUUGGGUACCCUAUGGAAGAUCAUGGGAGACCGCAUUAUGAAUGCCCACCUCGAUGGUCUUGACGACAUCCGAAAAGCCAAGAUCAAGGAAUACUAUGACAAUGCAGAGACUAGGGCAAAGUACAAGCCAAAACCUGUGGCGCCUCCCAAGGCUGCAGCUCCUCCAGCUGGGAAGAGGCCCAUGGCAGGAAAGCGACCCGCUCCUGGAGGUAUGAAGAAGCCGGCACCUACUGUAGCAGCUCCUCCGCCGCCUCCUGUUGAGGAGCCAGCUGCACCUUUGGCGCCGAAACCCACAUCUCGUCCGGGCGCGUCGAAGCUGGCUGGGCCCAAAUCUGGCCUCGCGGCUCCCUCGCGAUUAGGCGGGCUGAAAAAGCCUGGUGGUGGAAUUCCGGGUCCUCCUGCCGGUACUGCUUCACCUCGACGGCCCAUUGUAUCGCCUCCUCCAGAGGAAACCGCACCGCCACCACAGCCCAAGCUUGGCCUGGCUCCAGGGCGAGGCCUAGCGGGAAGACCGCUCGGAAAACCUCAGGCAGAGCCCGCAGCUCCUACUCCGUUACAAGCACCAAUAGGACUCAGCCUUGUCGAGCGCGCAGAGCUUGACGAACUACGCGCAGAGGUCGAGAGGCUACGUCGGCAAAACGAAGAGCUGCGCGGAGACAGGACAAAACUCACCUCGCAAGUCCACGAGCUGCAGAAUCAAAACGCUCAGCUCAUCGAGGACCACACGCGCGACGUGCUCUCCAUCAAGGCAAAGGAGACGCAGCUUGUCCGAGCCCGCUCAGACUACGAAGCCGCAGAACAGACAGUACAGAACCAGCGCCGAGAAGUGGACCGCCUUAAGAGGGAACUCAGCCGCCAAGUCCGCGCCACAUCUCCCCCUCCCACAGACCUCGCGGACCAAAUCUACACAGACACCAACGGUGUCGGCGGCCGGUUCGGAGACUCGGGAUACGGUACCCAGGGACUGCACAGCCGGAGGGAACGCUUCGCAAACGGACCGACGAGCCCAGGCGGCGAAGGUAAGGAGAACUUUGAUGGUUCCCUCUCCCGCCCUGGCAGCAAUUUGAGCGGCAAGCUGAGUCCUCUUCGCGCAGAUGCAAGCUCAGUGAGAUCGGGUUCGUCGCGAGGAGGCGGACGGAUCAGUCCAGUGGAGAAUGUCGGCAGCCGUAUCGGGGGAACGCAGGCAGCGGCCGGUGCAGAGAGCUGGAAGCGCGCUGCUGAGGUGACACAGAACUUGAAGCAGAGGAUCGAAUUAAUGAAGGCCAAGCAGGGCAUCGGAAGAAACCCACAGUAG
Molecule: messenger RNA, 2685 nt
Organism: Trematosphaeria pertusa
Lineage: Eukaryota; Fungi; Ascomycota; Dothideomycetes; Pleosporales; Trematosphaeriaceae
Product: ARM repeat-containing protein
Exons: 3
Coding region: 1-2685 (894 amino acids)
Biological process (GO): establishment or maintenance of microtubule cytoskeleton polarity; mitotic spindle organization; microtubule polymerization
Cellular component (GO): spindle pole body; centrosome; kinetochore
Molecular function (GO): microtubule plus end polymerase activity; microtubule plus-end binding
Source: RefSeq, a predicted model, not a curated record